AUGACGGCCUGCUUGAGACCCUUACCUCCAAGAGGGGAAGACGAUAAGAGGGUUGAAAUGAGUGAGCUUGCUGAAGUUGACGAGCUGUGCAACCAAACGACUGCGCAAGAGAAGCGUGAUGCGCGUGCAAAAGAGAGGAGAGAACGCGACCGGCUACAGGCUGAGCAGGUCAAGGAAGUUGCCGAGCGCAAAGCAGAGAAAGAACGUCAAAGGCUAGCUCGCGACUAUUAA
Messenger RNA from Alternaria arborescens, 231 nucleotides. RefSeq lists its product as hypothetical. NCBI's taxonomy places the organism in Eukaryota, Fungi, Ascomycota, Dothideomycetes, Pleosporales, Pleosporaceae. The record is from RefSeq and is a predicted model, not a curated record. Bases 1 to 231 code for a protein of 76 amino acids. The transcript has a single exon.